AUGACCGACAAAGACAAUCCCAAAAAAGAAAAAAAGGGAAGAGGAAAGAGUAAAGAAGUGUUUGGCUACCCAAUCAGCAUCUUUUUCAUUAUAGUUAAUGAGUUCUGUGAGAGGUUCUCCUAUUAUGGAAUGCGAGCUGUGCUGGUGUUGUACUUUAAAUACUUUUUUCAAUGGAACGAUGACUUGGCCAUUUCCAUCUAUCACACCUUUGUGGCUUUCUGCUACCUGACCCCCAUAUUUGGGGCCAUUGUGGCUGACUCCUGGCUUGGAAAGUUUAGGACUAUCAUCUACCUUUCGAUUGUUUACGCAGUUGGCCAGGUGGCGAUGGCUGUCAGCGCUAUCCAUGACAUCACUGAUAAAAACAGAGACGGGACACCAGACAAUCUGACCUUUCAUGUUGUGCUGUCCAUGGUGGGUCUCAUGCUCAUUGCUCUUGGAACUGGUGGCAUCAAACCAUGUGUGGCUGCCUUUGGUGGAGACCAGUUUGGAGAUCAACAGGAAAAGCAAAGAAGAACUUUCUUUUCAGUUUUCUACCUCUGCAUUAAUGGUGGAAGUCUUCUGUCAACCAUUAUAACUCCGAUCCUCAGAGCUCAGGACUGUGGCAUCCACAGUAAGAGCAAGUGCUACUCUCUUGCUUUUGGGGUGCCUGCAGCCCUGAUGGUGGUUGCUCUUGCGGUGUUUAUCAUGGGAAGCAGUAUGUACUACAAAGCUAAACCAGAGGGGAAUAUCAUGUUCAAAGUGUCUAAAUGUAUAGGGUUUGCAAUUAAAAACCGGUAUAGACACAGAAGCAAGCAAUAUCCUAAGAAGGAGCACUGGAUGGACUGGGCGGAGGAGAAAUAUGAUAAACUCCUCAUUGCUCAAAUCAAAAUAGCGCUGAGGGUUCUCUUCUUGUAUAUCCCACUGCCCAUGUUCUGGACCCUUUUCGAUCAAAAGGGCUCAAGAUGGACUCUACAAGCCACCACAAUGGAUGGAAAUUUUGGGGCAAUUGUGAUACAGCCUGAUCAAAUGCAGACGAUCAACCCCAUCCUGAUCCUGACUCUGGUUCCAAUUAUGGACAGCCUGAUAUACCCUCUGAUCAGAAAGUGUGGUCUGAACUUUACACCCCUGAGAAAAAUGACUGUAGGGAUGAUUUUGGCAGCACUUGCUUUUUUCUGUGCAGCGGUGAUCCAGCUUCAAAUUGAUAAAACCUUGCCUGACUUCCCAUCUAAGACCCAGAGUCAGCUGAAGUUACUCAACAUGGGAAACACUGCUAUUAAAGUCCAGCUUCCAGGCAGUGAGGAGUUCACUCUUCCUGGAGCUCAGGCCAGUGAAGAUUACUUCCAAUUUGAUAGUGAACAAAUUGUUGUUUCAGUCGGUAAUCCUUCUGUCACAAAAAGUGUUCUCCUUACCAAAGAACAGCGGCAGACACUUCUUAUCCCCUCAGCUAUCAAUGAUGAAUGGCUGCUGGCUGAUGAUUUGAUUUAUAAGCCGCAAGAAGGAAACAAUGAAAUCCGAUUUAUAAAUGGAAUGAGUAAACCACUCAACGUCUCUUCUGAUGCAGUCCAGCUUGGGGUGAUUAACCCAUUUCAUUAUUCAAACUACACCCAAAUAAAAAAUGGAAGGGCCACAUUCACCUUGCAGGAUGGGUCACAUUCAUGUGAAUACAGCAAGGAUUUUGGAUUCGGAGGCUCAUAUACAUUCUUUGUUCCCAGCACACUAUCUUUUGGAUCCAAUUGUCAGGAGUCGAUAACUGAAACAGUGAACAUAAAGCCAAACUCGGUACACAUGGCUCUCCAGAUCCCGCAGUACUUCCUCAUCACUGCUGGUGAAGUGAUGUUUUCUGUUACUGGCCUGGAGUUCUCCUACUCACAAGCACCCAGUAACAUGAAGUCAGUGCUGCAGGCAGGCUGGUUGUUGACUAAUGCCGUUGGAAACUUUAUUGUCCUCAUUGUUGCAGAGAUUGCAAAACUUCCCAAACAGUGGACAGAGUAUAUCCUUUUUGCCUCUCUCUUGGUGGCGGUGUGCAUCAUCUUCUCCAUUAUGGCAAGCUUCUAUACCUACAUCGACCCCACAGAAAUAGAGGCACAGUUCAAGAAUAAAUCAUACGAUUCUGACGAGGAUGAUGAUAAGAAGAAGCUUGAGAAAUCAGAACACAAGAUGGAGAAGCGAAACUCGGUUAGCAGUGAUGAAGAAGACAAUAAAUCUAAUCAAACCAGCAUGUGAGCUCCAGCUAGCAGGAAAGAAAACCUAUCAGGGCAUAGAAUUUUUUAUGGGCAUACAUUGCAAAUAUGUUUAAAUUGCAAUUAACAAAGAACAUUAUUAGUUAACAAAAUAUAGACAUGAAAAAAAAUUAUUUUGUAUGAAUCUUAACAUUUUCAUGAUUGAUGUCUUGAAAAUUUGUCUGGACUGGUUUUGGAACUAUGAUAAAUCUUUACUCCAAAGAUAUGAUGAUUACUGAGCUUCCGCAUUUGGGAUUCUUCCACAGGGCAACACUUUAACUUAAGAAAAUAUUUCCUCUCUUUGUUUUCCCU
This is a messenger RNA of Cyprinodon variegatus (sheepshead minnow), 2510 nucleotides long. It is a transcript of the gene slc15a1a, whose product is annotated as solute carrier family 15 member 1-like. NCBI's taxonomy places the organism in Eukaryota, Metazoa, Chordata, Actinopteri, Cyprinodontiformes, Cyprinodontidae. The transcript is spliced from 23 exons. Gene Ontology annotation, biological process: transmembrane transport; oligopeptide transport. The record is from RefSeq and is a predicted model, not a curated record. The coding region runs from base 1 to 2202 and encodes 733 amino acids. Gene Ontology annotation, cellular component: membrane. Gene Ontology annotation, molecular function: dipeptide transmembrane transporter activity.